AAGAAACAUAGUUUUAAUAAUUUUAAGCAUUAUAUAAGCACAAUGUUAUAUGAAGAAAAUCUUUAUUUUAUCUGCUUAAAAAAUCAGAAAAAAAUCUUUUAAAAUCCUUUCCCAGCAUCUUAAAAAAUCUUUAAAGUUUCUUUAAGAAUGGUGGCAAUCCUUUUAAAAAAUCCUUUUUAUAUUUUCCCAACCAGUUCAGAGGUUGGAAAAUAAAUCUGGCACGUUGUUUUGUAUCCUUUGUGUUGUUGUCUUGUUCCGUCUUGUAGUUAAUGCUUACCCCUUUGUUGCCGCCUCAAUUUGUGUUUGCCGUUGGAUGUCCUUUUUUGCUUUGACUCCAACACAACCACCCACAAAAAAGAAAACACGAAACAUACACCGCCAUACACGGAGUAUCCCACACAGGGAAACUGAUUUAACAGGAUGCUGUCUCCACAAACCAAUUUUAUGUAUGUUCCUUUUCUCCCCGCCGAACGAAAAAAACGAAAAACGAACGAAAAAAAAUACAACAACAACAAGUAUCAUCUGCCAGCCACUGCCAAUGCAGCUGCACAUCAUCAAUAUUAUCGCUUCCACAAGCAACAGCAGCAGCAACAGCAACAGCAACGCCACCAGCAGCAACAACAAAGCUGCCUGCGACAGCAGCAAAGACAAUUGCAAUGGGAACAGCAGCAGCAGCAGCAUCAGCAGCAACAGCAACAGCUGCAACAUCAACUGACCAACAGCUCUAGCGAAUUUGAUGAGUUCCAUUGGCCCAGCAAGCAGACGGGCGGUGAAAAUCUGGGUGGUAAAAUCUAUAUAACACCCGCAGACAUACCGCCGCCACCUCAGCCGCCCCAUCAAAGUGGCAGCAACAGUCACAGCCACCACAAUGGCAACAAAAGCAGGCAGCAGCAGCAACAGCAACAGCAACAGCAGCAUCAGUAUCAGCAACAACAUCCGCACUCUCUACACUCCCACAUCCAUACACAUCCACAUCCACACCACCAGCAUGGACAUCGCACGCCGCCACAUCGCUGUAAAUGCGAACAUCCAUCCAUUGAACUGAUGGGCUAUGAGGAUUCAGUUAUUGCCACCGCCACCGCUAGCAAUACCGCUGCCAAUGUGGGCAUAGCCGUGGGCGUUGGGCGCCACCAGCAUCCGCCGUACUAUUACAAGGCCGCUGUAGGGCGACGGUCGAGCGCCAAGCUUCAUGAAUCCAUGCUGGGCGGCGGUAGCAGUCUGGAGGAUGAUGACGGGACCAGUGCCGGCAGCUUUGGGGAGGGCAUGUCGCGGUUUAAGAAUCUUAUGCAUAACAAGGAGAAGAAGCGCCGCAUCAGGAUUAUUCUUAGCAUUACAACAGCGAUCAUAUUAGUAGCUUUAUUGGCCACUGCCCUGGUGUUUAUUCUUCGAACGGAUGAAAAGGAUAAUUCCGGCGACUCAGACUCCAAUAAUGCCAUCGAUCUGGAGGAUGUGUUGACUGGUCAACUAUAUGCAAAGCGUUUUAACGGCAGCUGGAGCAAUGGCAACAGUCUGAUUUACAAGGAGGGUGCGUCCAUCGUAGAAUUCGAUGCCAAGACAGGGGCACGUACCACACUGCUAGAUAAUGCCGCUCACUAUGUGUUGUAUGAAAAGUCCGCCGAUGGGGAGUUCCUUUUGCUGGCAAAGAACUACAAGAAGAACUUCCGGUACAGCUUCCUGGCCGAAUACGAUCUGUACAAUCUGAACACGAAAGUAUUCACACAGCUGACCAUCCAAAAUGUCCAGCAUUUCUUGAGUAUGGUCCAAUGGUCUCCAGUGGGAAAUGCCUUGGUGAUCAAUUACGAUCGGAAUUUGUACUAUAAGGCGAGUGCUUUGGAGCAGGAAAUAGCACUAACUAGCGAUGAGCAAGCUGGCGUACUUAAUGGCAUUCCGGAUUGGGUGUACGAGGAGGAGGUGUUUAGCUCGAAUGUGGCCACCUGGUUUAACCCAUCGGGCACCCAAUUAGCUUACAUAAAGUUCGAUGAUUCGUCUACUCAUCUAAUCAAUUUCCCCUACUACGGAGAUGCUGGUGAUCUGCGUUACCAGUAUCCGCUUCACCAGGUGAUUGCAUAUCCUAAGGCUGGAUCCUCCAAUCCGCGAGUGGAUCUGGUAAUGGUGGAUCUAAAGAGGGCUGUGGAAGGUAAAGAUUUCGAGACUGUAAUGCCGGUGCCAGCGGCUCUUAAUACGGAAACGGAUUACAUUGUUACCGUGGUCAGCUGGGUGGACGAUGACAACGUACUGUCCAUUUGGAUGAAUCGCAUCCAAAAUGCUGCCUCUGUCGUUACCUUCGAUGGACUCAACAGGAAAGUUAUCUACAACGCCGAAUCGAAGACCGGUUGGGUUGACCUCUAUACCGCUCCGUUCCGCAACCGUAAUGGUUCCCGUCUGGCCUUCGUCCUGCCGCACGACAACUACAAGCAUGUCCAGCUUUUGAGCUCCACCGUGGCCACUGCAGAGGCACAAGCUCUGGAACCCCUAACCGAGGGCAAGUACGUCGUGGACAGUAUCCUGCACUGGGAUGGAGCAAACGAUAUUAUCUUCUAUACGGCCAACACGGAAGAUCAUCCCGAGCAACUGCAUCUUUAUGCCAUUCGGGCGCUGACUAAACAAAGUCCCAAGUGCCUAACGUGCAACCUUAUCAAGUCCGGGGAUGUUCAGCAGACCUACUUCUCGGCCACUUUUAACGACAAUAACCACAUUGUGAUCACUUCUCAGGGACCUGGCAUUCCCACCACCCACAUAUACGAGUGGAAAUAUGAAAACUCUCAAGUUGUUCUCUCCCUCGUCCUCGACUGGGAAACCAAUGAAAGUCUUCGUGCCAAACUGAAGGGCGUGGCCCUGCCCUCUCACCAGAUCCUCACGGUGAACAUAGAUGGUGGCUUCCAGGCUAAGGUCCUGCUCCAACUGCCACCCAAUUUGGACACCAGUGGUGCAACAAAAUAUCCGAUGCUUGUGGAUGUCUACGGUGGACCAGAUUCCUACUCUGUCACCAACAAGUGGAUGGUUGACUGGGGGACUUACUUGUCCUCAAAUCAGUCUGUGAUCUAUGCCAAGAUCGAUGGUCGAGGCUCUGGACUCCGCGGCGAGAGUCUCCUCCAUGCCAUUUACCUAAAGUUGGGCACCGUGGAGAUCAGUGAUCAGAUCAAUGUUACUCAAUCCCUUUCCAAAAUGUUCGACUACAUUGAUGCGGAUCACGUUGGCAUUUGGGGGUGGUCAUAUGGUGGCUAUGCAGCUGCCAUGGCUCUGGCCAAUGAUCAAAAUCAAGUGUUCAAGUGUGCUGCCUCGAUAGCUCCAGUCACAGAUUGGGCUUACUAUGACUCCAUUUACACAGAGCGUUAUAUGGGUCUUCCCAAUACGAAUGAGGUGGGCUAUGCCAAUUCUAGACUGAGCACCAUGGCCGUGAAGCUGAGGGGUAAGAAAUAUCUGCUGGUCCAUGGCACUUUGGAUGACAACGUCCACUACCAGCAAGCCAUGAUCUUGGCCAAGAAUCUAGAGCGUCAAGACAUUCUUUUUAAGCAGAUUAGCUACGCUGACGAGGAUCAUGGCCUGUCCAAUGUGCGCCCACAUUUGUAUCAUUCGCUGGAUCGAUUCUUUGGGGAAUGCUUUUCCAGCAGUCGCCUCAUGAAAAGUGCCAAGUAGACAGGGCAAUAAAUGUGCAACAUAAACAUUGAUAAACAAAUAACAAAAACACAGACAUUAUAGACAAAAUAGUUGUAAUUGCCAGAUAAUAUCGAGGAUUAGCUGUGUUCUGAGACAAUUUUUCAGCUGCUACUAGAACAGUGACAAACAAAAAUUGGUACUUAAAAAAGUUAAAUAAAUUCGCAAAUUAAACAACAAACUUAAACAAGCUAGUUAAUCAAAAGAAAAUCAAAUUGAUAUAAAGUUCAAAAUGCUUAAACACAAAAAGAUUAAACAAAAAAAAAUAAAACUAUAAACAAACAUAAUGCAGGUCCAAAAGUGUUAUAAGAUAACUUGGAACAAUAAUCUUUUCAAAUUGCAUUUUAAGACAUUUUAAACUUAAUGAGAUAAAAGUAAAAAUCAAACGAAAAACAAUUAUUUAAAAUAGCUGCAAUUGAAAGGAAAAAACAUUGUCUAGCUAGUGCCUGAUUAUAUAUUGCUAAUGAGAAAACAAACUUUUUGUAGAUAUUGCAAUUCAAUUACGAAAUUGUGUAUUCAAAACACUUGCAAGCGCUCCACUUUAAGCUUACCAAUCCGUAGGUCUGACAUUUUAAUUGGUAACAACAACAAAAAAAACAUCCUGUAAAUUAAAUAUAUAAACAAAAACCUAUAGUAGUAUGUAAUUUUUUGUAGCUUUUUAGUUUGCUACUUGUAAAAAAUUAAUACAAAUUGUAAAUAGUUAAAAAAGGAUAGCUGUUAAAUGGCUUUUUGUAUAUUAGAAGACAACAUUGUGUAUAGGCAACCGUUACAAAGGCAACAAACAAUAAAUAAUUAAAAUUAUAA
Molecule: messenger RNA, 4458 nt
Organism: Drosophila eugracilis
Lineage: Eukaryota; Metazoa; Arthropoda; Insecta; Diptera; Drosophilidae
Gene: ome
Product: venom dipeptidyl peptidase 4
Exons: 9
Coding region: 421-3636 (1071 amino acids)
Biological process (GO): proteolysis
Molecular function (GO): serine-type peptidase activity; dipeptidyl-peptidase activity
Source: RefSeq, a predicted model, not a curated record